Molecule: messenger RNA, 4950 nt
Organism: Macrosiphum euphorbiae (potato aphid)
Lineage: Eukaryota; Metazoa; Arthropoda; Insecta; Hemiptera; Aphididae
Source: the annotation of a GenBank genome assembly
AUGGCCGACAUUACCGAACCGGUUAAUGUUUUUUUAGAAACUAGCCACGACUAUGUUAACGAUAAUGGUCAACCAAAUGCGAUCGAUGUCCUCAUUUUUGACAAAAAUCCUGUGCUACCGAAUAAUAUAUCUCAUUUAAAUAGCAACUCAUUAAGUAGCGACGAGACUGAGAAUACACCAUUGCCGACUGAUCAUUUGAAUUGCAACUUGUUGAGUAACGACAAGGCUAUGAACAUACCACUGCCGUCGGAUACAUCUCAUCUUAAUAGCAACUUUUUGAGUAACAAUGAAGAUAUGAAUACACCACUGCUGUCCGUUACAUCUCAUGUAAAUAGUGACGAGGCUGUGAAUAUACCUCUGUCAUCUAAUACUUCUCAUUUAAAUAGCAACGAGGCUGUGAAUACACCACUGCUGUCUGUUACAUCUCAUCUAAAUAACAACUUGUUGAUUAGCGAUGAGGCUAUGAAUACACCACUAUUGUCUGAUACAUCUCAUGUAAAUAGUGACGAGGCUGUGAAUAUACCUCUGUCAUCUGAUACAUCUCAUUUAAAUAGCAACGAGGCUGUGAAUACAUCACUGCUGUCUGUUACAUCUCAUGUAAAUAGCAACGAGGCUGUGAAUACACCACUGCUGUCUGUUACAUCUCAUGUAAAUAGUGACGAGGCUGUGAAUAUACUACUUCUGUCUGAUACGUCUCAUCAAAAUAACAAUUUGUUGAGUAGCAAUGAGGCUUUGAAUACACCACUGCUGUCUGAUACAUUUAAUUUAAAUAGUGAUGAGGCUGUGAAUACGCCACUACCUUCUGAUUCGUCUCAUUUAAAUAUUGAUGAGCCUGUCAAUACACUAAUUACUCCUUCCCUUCAAGAUUCACUUAAUGAUAUGAAUGUAGAUGUUUUUGAUUCAUUAUUAGACAAACCUGCUACUACUGGUUCUAAGCAAAUUGAGGAUUACAAGGUUGGUGAUAUUGUUUGGGCUAAAAUUGGGAAGUAUCCAUAUUGGCCAAGUAUUGUCUGUGUUGACCCAACAUUGAAUAUUCAUUAUAAAGAAAAAAAGCGAUUAUUGAUCCAUGUCCGCUUUUGUAAUGAUAAAGGUAGAAGAAGUUGGGCCACAACUACUGAAAAUUACAAUGGAAAAUGUGAAUUACUUUUAAAGUAUCCUAAUACUUUAACUUACUUUAAGAAUAGUAAAAAGCUUAUUGAUACGUGGGAAUUGGCAGUUGAAGAAGCUGAUAAUUUGAUGAAACUUGAUAGAGAAUCGAGAUUGAUAGAAUUUUUCAAAUCUUUUUGUAAUUCAGAUUCUGUAACUCCAUCUGUUUUAAAUAAAUCAUCUGAAGGCACUGUUGCUGCUUUAAAAGUACGUACUUAUUCAAGAAAAAGAUCUCUAGCAGUUCCUGAACAAGAUAAUGAUUCCAAAAUAAUGAAGACUGAAAACAUAGCUAUGAAUUGUACAUCAUCAGGAUCAAUAGACAUUCCUCUACUGUCAAGAUCAGAUGAUGCGGAUAGUACUGUUUCUGAUUUUUCUAUGAGCUAUGCUUUUAGAGAAGACUUAGGUUUAAAAGUAAAACAGGAAACUAUAAAAAAAAGAAGAUCAACAAAAACGUAUCCACCAAAAAGUUCAGUUGCCAAUAAAUAUGAUUUAUCUUAUUCAAUAAUGAAUUCUCCAGAAAAUAAUGAUAGUAAUAGUUUAUCUGAUAAUCAAGAUAAAUACCCAGUUGCAACCACAACAUCUUCUACUCGUUUGUUACCUCAUCAUAGAAAACUUGAAAUAAGCAUAUUAGAAGGAGAAUAUGAUCAAGAUAAAAUAAUUUUUCCAAGUUCUCGUCGUUCAAAAAAAAAAAAUACAAUUCAUAUAAAUACCAGCUCAAAUAAAGAAAUCAAUUUAACUAACGGUGAUCAUUCUACACGUUUACAAAGUUCAUCCAAUUCUAAGAAAACAGUUACUAGAAAACAACUUAUUGAAAAAGAAAACUCUACUGGAAGAAAAUCUACUACAGUUAAACAUGAAAGUAGCCCAGAACCAGAUACAACAGAAAGUGAAGCUUCUUCAAAAAAUGAAACAUAUAGUUCAGUUUUCUUAACUAGUUCACAAAACAAACAGCUUUUUACAAAAACCUGGAAAAGAGCAUGUGUAGUUUGUAAAAAUGUUAAAGACACAGUUAAAUGUUUGGGCCCAUGUCAAAGUUAUUUUCAUAAAGAAUGUUUAAAUAAGAGCGAGGAAAGAUAUAAUAAGACCAAAAGUAUACCAAUGACUAAAACUAAAAUUAAAAAAACGUCUGGUCGCCGUAAAAGAAAUUACUCAAAAAUCACACAGAAAAACGAAGGUUCUAUAGUUGAUAAUCCUCAGCUUAUAAAUAACUUAGAAGAAGAAAACACUGCUAAAUUAUUUAAAAAAGACCAUGACGUCAAAUCUAAUGGCUUACAAACCUUAUCUCAAACCCAAUGUUCUAGUUAUACUAAUGAAGAAACCAUAUCACUUAAUCAAUUUGAAUCGGAUGAACUAUUUAAAAAUGAAAGUUGCAUUCUUACUGAAAAUGAUAAUACUCAAAGUGAAUUAGAAAGUGUAAAUGAAGAUUCUAUUUCGGGAACAUCUGAAGAAAAAAAUGUUACUCCAACUGUACAAAUCAACAUAGAUGAAAAAAUAUCAUUGGACAAUUUAAAAUAUAUGUGCAGCCUAUGUAAAGCUGGUAAAACAAACUGUUUUGUGUGUGGCUUGGAUAUUGACGAUCCUGGACAAAAGAUUGUUUGUAAAAUAUCCAGCUGUGGAAAAUAUUUUCAUGAAUCAUGUUUAAAAGAUUGGCCUCAAUGUCAGUGGAUUCAAGGGUCACGGAACAAUGUCCGAUGUGUAGUAUGUCCACAUCAUGUUUGUCAUUUAUGCAUUUCGGAUAACCCUAAAAGUUCAUGUACAACUCAUUUUCCCGCUGAAAAAAUAACCCGGUGUAUAAAAUGCCCAACAGCCUAUCAUAGAAGUGAAUACUGUUUACCAGCUGGUUGUCAAGUCUUAACAUACAAUGAUAUUAUUUGCAGUCGACAUUUUGAACCUGUUAAAGUGCAAAUUUAUCAUUAUAAUGCUACCUGGUGUUUUAUUUGUGCAUUAGGAGGUGGUUCAUUAGUUUUCUGUGAUUUGUGUCCAUCUUCAUUCCACAUUGAUUGUUUAAAUCAGGACCCAUCAGAAUUUGAAGGCGGUUUUACUUGUGAAGAAUGUCAAACUGGACGAUAUCCUCUAUAUGGUGAAAUUGUAUGGGUUAAGAUUGGGAACUAUAGGUGGUGGCCUGCUCAAAUUAUUUUUCCAAAUGAAGUUCCUGAUACUGUAAGUGCAAUAUCACAUUCUGUUGGACAAUUUGCUGUUCGAUUUUUUGGAACAUAUGAUUAUUAUUGGGUAAAUCGAGGACGAGUAUUUAACUUUCAUGAAGGGGAUGAUGAGAAUGUCUUAACAAAAAAUAAUAUGAAAGUUAUAGAUAAAGUGUUUCAAGAUUCUAUUUUAGAAGCAGCUCAAGCUCAUAGUGCUUAUAUUUUAGAAAAGGAAAAAAAUGAUGCUAUAGUAGCAAAAUCUUUUACGAAGCCUCCAAAAUUUACAAGAAUAAAAUUCAACAAACCCAUUGGCAAUGUCAAAAAUAUGGAAUUCGAUAUUACCGCAAUGACUCCCUGUGAAUGUGAUCCGACAAAGCCAAACCCAUGUGGUCCCGGUUCUGAUUGUAUAAAUAGAAUGCUUAUGUUUGAAUGUGAACCAAAAGUAUGUCCUGCUGGAGACAAAUGUAAUAACCAAAGAUUUGAAAAAACAUUGUACCCUGCUAUGGUCCCGUUUUUGACAAAAGGUAGAGGUUGGGGCCUUAAGACACUAGAAGAUAUAAAAGAAGGUUCAUUUGUGAUCGAGUAUGUUGGUGACGUAAUUGAUGAAGAAGAAUUUCAAAGGAGAUGCUUGGAAAUGCAUCAAAGAAAUGAACAAAAUUAUUAUUUUUUGACUAUAGAUAAUUCUAGAACAAUUGACGCUGGGCCAAAAGGAAAUUUAUCAAGGUUUAUGAACCAUUCGUGUGAACCUAAUUGUGUAACCCAAAAAUGGACAGUGAAUGGAGAUACUAGAAUUGGGCUUUUUGCUUUACACGACAUUCCAACUGGUACAGAGCUUGUUUUUGAUUACCGUUUGCAGAGUUGCUCGGGAGUAGAGAAAAAACCUUGUCAAUGUGGAGCUACAAGAUGUUCUAAAUUUAUUGGAGUGAAAGUGGAAGAAGAGAAAAAGAAAGUGAUUUCAAGUAACGAUGUGGAUAAGUGCAAGGUUUCUUCAAAAAACAAACGAAAACCGUUAAAACUGAAGGAUAAUGUUUCUGAUUCAGACAAGUCAAAAUUAACUAAAGUAAUUAGCAAUGAUCAAAAGAUAACUGAAAAUAAGGCUGAAGCAUCUAAUGCUGAGAAAAUUGUACUUUCUAAAAAAUCCAAAUCUAAAACAUCUAUUGGCAAAUCAUCAACUACCUUAAAAAAUGCAAAUUCGGAACCCUCAGAAACACCUGCCGUUGUAAAGGGGAAAUGGAAAAAUUCAGCUAAGAACAUCGCCAAUAUCACCAAAGAUGACAUUACAGUUGAUGAUUCUACAGAAUCCGAAGAAAAUGUUAGUUCAAAAAGAAAGCUUAAGAAUGGUUUGUCCACACUUUCUUCGAGAAAACGUCUGAUAAAAGAUGAUACAUGGGAUACAGACAGUUCUGUUAUAGUGAAAAAGGAAAGAAAAUUCAACAGUUAUAAAAAAAAGAAUCUGAUCAAAAACAAUUUUUUACCAGUGCCAUCACCUAUCCUAACCAAGUUAUCAACAGAUAAAACCUUAUAUUCUUCUGAAAAUAAAGGCAAUGAUAUUAAAUUAGACAAAUCAACAAGACCUCAAGAAAAAUCUCGGAAUAAUUUAACUAGACUGGCAAAAAGUAGACAUUUAUUUUUAUCCAAAGUGAAUAUAAAAUAUCUAUUAUAA